This is a messenger RNA of Lytechinus variegatus (green sea urchin), 4423 nucleotides long. RefSeq names its product E3 ubiquitin-protein ligase MIB2-like. Gene Ontology annotation, cellular component: cytoplasm. Gene Ontology annotation, biological process: protein ubiquitination; protein phosphorylation. The transcript is spliced from 21 exons. The coding region runs from base 224 to 3679 and encodes 1151 amino acids. Gene Ontology annotation, molecular function: ubiquitin-protein transferase activity; zinc ion binding; protein binding. Lineage: Eukaryota; Metazoa; Echinodermata; Echinoidea; Temnopleuroida; Toxopneustidae. The record is from RefSeq and is a predicted model, not a curated record.
UUUGCACAGGGCCCCGUGAUCGAGAUCGAAUAGAAUAAAAUAGGGAAUCAAAGAUCGUUGGUAACAUUGCGGACCUGAUACAUACGCCAUCACAACAAUUUGUGAUAUUCAAUUUUUUGGGUUGUUUUUCUGGCUGUUUUGUUGCUGUACUGGUCCUGGUCCAUCUGGAGUACGUCAGCAAUUAUUAUAACCCGUAAACGAAAUUCCAAGGUAACCAAUUAGGAUGUCCACCCUCGAGAUUGGACAGCGAGUCGUCCGGAGCCCCACCUGGACGUGGCGAGACCAAGAUGGCGGUAACGGUCACCUUGGUACUGUGGUCAAGCUGAAAGAUCAAGACCCUCUAGAUCCAAUCCCUAAUGGUUGGGUCAAGGUCCGAUGGGAUAAUGGGAACAGGAACAACUAUCAGGUUGGGUCUAGUGAUGACUGCUAUGACCUCAUGCUCUUUGACAAUGCCCCGGCAGGCGUGAAUCAUUUAGGUAUUCAGUGUGAUAGUUGUUCGACGGAGCCCGUUGCUGGCAUGCGCUGGAAAUGCAGCGAUCAGAACUGCCCUGAUUAUGACCUUUGUACUCAGUGUUACAUGGAUGACAAACACGACACGUCCCAUGCAUUCACACGCUUCGUUAGCCGGAAAGAAACAGGGAUACUCUUGGGGCCUCGGUUUGGUGAAACUAAAACAGUAUCGAGAGGAUUGUAUCCAGGAGCAGAAGUAUGCAGAGGAAAGGACUGGGAAGGCGAUGAGGAUGAUGAUUCCAGGGGAUCUGUUCGUGAGGUAUGCCCCUUCUCGGAAAGACCGCGGUCAGGCGUCAAUGUCCGCUGGAACCAGUCUCGGAGGAUCACCACUCACAGAGUUGGAUACGAUGGGAAAAUGGAUCUAAGGUGCACCACACCCGGCGUAGGCAUUAGCUACUAUGCCAGCCAUCUACCUAUUUUAGGUAAAGAGGUUGGCUUGAAGGUCGGAGAUGCGGUAGCCAUUACCCUUGAUAGAGAAACGCUACAUAUGAUGCAACAAGGCAGUGGGUGUGGUUGGAUACCAGAUAUGGGGAAUCUGUUUGGCAAGGUUGCCAAGGUUACUGGUGUCAACUUGAAUGGGAAUGUACAGGUCACCUACGCAGACGAAGCAGAGCAAACUUUCACAUUCAAUCCAGAUGUACUGAACAAGGUUCCAAAGAUAGGAAAGGGAGACCUUGUGCAGAUCAAUCAAAACCUUACGUACGUUAUGAAUCUUCAAGAAAACAGUCAAAAUGGAUGGGUGGAUGGAAUGGAGGAGUGUCUUGGAUCGCAAGGGACAGUGAUAAAAGUUGAUUCCCUCUAUAACAGUCGAUUGCGCGUGACAGGGAAGGAACAGAUUUGGUCCUGGCACCCUUGUUGUCUGUCCAUCCUCAAGAAGAAUUCUUCAACAGACGAUGAAGGCAUCCAGGGCGUGGAGUCUCUUGGCCGCAAAUUAUUAGGUGGAAGUGGCCAUGAAGCAAUAUUGAAAGCCUUGAUGUCUCUACUUGGAAAAGAUAGUGGCUCCUCAGAUAACGAGUCGGGCGAUGGAGGAGAAGCAGCUCAGCUGAUGAACGCUGCAAAGAUUGGCAAUACUGAACGGGUCGUGGAGAUCCUGUCCAAAUCACCUGAAAUGGCACAUGCAACAGCAGGAGGGAAGACCGCCCUUCAUAGAGCAGCUGUACAAGGACACCUUGAGGUGGUGCAGGCCCUGUUGGGGGCAGGAGCUGAGAUCGAUGUCUCUGAUAAUGGUGGAAGCACACCCCUUCAUUAUUCUGUUGAGGGAGAUGAGCCAGCAAUUGCAAAGUUUUUGAUCGGUACAGGAGCUGAUAUCGACAGAGCUAAUAAGAACGGAAGGAGGGCGAUCCAUCAGGCAGCCUACCGAGGGCUUGUUGACUGUACUCGGGUCUUGAUUAAUCUUGGAUGCGAUGUUAACGUACAGGAUUCAGAGAAAGAUACUCCCCUCCAUGACGCUGUCGUCAAGAACAACACCGAUGUCAUUGAACUCUUGGUGAAAGUUCCAAACCUUGAUGUAACUCUCGCUAACGAAAAAGAGUUGACGGCUCUCCAACUUACCGCUUACAUGAAUAGACCCGAACCUGCGGAGUUGAUUGCUCAUAGUUGUCCUCAAUCAAUUGCUGUUCCAAGAGACGAUGGACAUACCAUUUUACAUAUUGCUGCCAUUAAUAACCAUGUUGAAGUCAUGAAGGUCAUUUUGGCUGUGAAGGGUCAUGGGCUUGAUAUAAAUGCCAAGAACGUGCAACGUAUCACAGCCCUACACCUGGCUGCUACCAAGGGACAGUCAGAGAGCAUAGAGUUCCUGGUCUCACAAGGCGCAGACAUCAAUCUCCAAGGUGAUGAUGAUCAUAGUGCGCUCCAUCUCCUGGCCAAUGCUGGAGCGAGAGAUCCAAGUAAAGUCAAUGACACCCCCACCCUCAGAAAGAUUCGCCAACGUUUUAAGGGUUGUGGUGUCGAUGACAGUGCUGCUGCAGCACUGUGUUACAUGGUUCUCAAUGGGGCUUCCCUAGACCUAGAGAAUGUCAAAUGUCGGACUCCGCUGUAUUAUGUCAAGAAUGCCCAGCUGAAAAAGACUUUGAAGAAGAUUGCACAUGACAAGACGGCUGAUGACAUGUCUUCAUGGGAGGACCUUGGGGAGGACGAAGAUGUGAAGAAGGGACGGCUGAGUGAGAACGCCAUCGUUCUUGAUGAUGAUGAUAUCAUCCUCAAGGGAGAUGACAGCAUGAGUGCCACUGAUAAGGGCUCUCCAAAGCGGAUAAGAAAGGACUCGGAAGAUAGUCAACAGCAACAACAAUCUGAUACAUCAGGAGAUGGAAAGAAAGCUAGAAAGCCAAAGAUCGAAGUAUUUGACCUGGUACACAAGAUCGACGUCUCUGAUCUUGACAUGGGCCGUAUGGUGGGAAAGGGUCAGUUCGGUGUCGUCCAUCAUGCUUCCUGGAGGGGUACUCCAGUAGCGGUCAAAAAGAUCUCCAUGAUGGGUAGUAGAAAAGAAGAAGUUGAAAAGGAGGUUGCUAUACACAGACGGGCAACCCAUCCUAACAUCGUUCAGAUGAUGGCUCUGGGUUACCAGGAGCAGGAUGCAUUCCUUGUCAUGCAAUUCAUUGAAGGACCAAGCUUACAUGCGAUUAUCUUUGCUGACAGAGGAGAUGAUAAGAUUGUUCUAGACUGGGCCAAAAGACUUCAAAUAUCCUGUGAGAUCCUUCAAGCCAUAACCUUCAUGCAUGCCUGUAACAUUCUGCACCUUGAUAUCAAGCCUGCUAAUAUACUAGUCGACAAGGUGACAAUGCGUCCCUACAUCUGUGACUUGGGUCUGGCCCACAUCAAGAACCGAAACCUCAUGUCCCAAUCCUCAGCCAAUAUGAGAGGCACACCUUGCUUCAUGCCUCCAGAGGCACUUGGCUCAACGGAACCCGGAUACAGGCACUCGCCCAAGCACGAUGUUUGGUCGGUCGCGGGAACGUUGGUCGAGCUCUACUCCAUGAAGCGGCUGUGGGGAGAUUCAGCGCAUCCUUUGGCCCUCUUGGCUCGCAUCUUUACGGGCCAGAUGGGUAAACCGGAUGCUUUGACAUCGGUUGAUCCUAGAAUCAAGAAGAUCCUGGAGCCAUGCUUUGAACAGAGACCGGAGAAGAGACCGUCGGCUUCUGAUCUCUUGGAGCAGUUCAAUGACCUCACGUGAUGGGCGAGCAAUUGGCUCGAAAUUCGAGAGACCUGUUUCCUGUGUAGACCCUUCGCUCGAGUCAAGUUUUCUUAAUGCAAAGCCUAUAGAGUCCUUCUUGCCCAGAAACUAAAUUGAAACAGCAAGUUUUUUAUGUGCUAAUCUUUGUGUGAAGACCCACUUGUUGAUUUCAGUUUUAAUCAGGGCCUGUGUCUGCAGACUAGUGAAAGACUUCUAAUAUACACGUCUAUGUCUAAUUGUAAAGACCAAUAUCGAUUUUGUAUAUUUUCAUUGCAUGAUUACCACAAGCCAUACAUGUGAUCAUGAUGAACAAAUAUUUAUUUUGUUGAAUUUCUUUCUGUUUUAAUAACUUUGUGGGUCAAACUUUUAGUUCAUUGCAUACUUUUAGGAUUCUUAUUUACAUGUAGUAGGUGUUUUUUUUAGCUGAUCUAAAUUGUGAGAAUUAAUUGUUAGUUGUGGCUAUAUGCUAAAGGAUGAUAAAAAAUGCAGCUGUUCAUGUACUUGCAGCAAUCUGUGUUGUAAUUAUGGGAUGUGUUAUGCUUUUUCUAUUUCGUAUUUUAUGUUGGCUACUCUUUGGCAAAUACAGGAAUCGUAACAUUGAUUGUUAAAGUCAUACUUCUAUUUAAAUAUAUGAAUGAAAUUUCAAUAUUGAUAAUGAUACUACAAAAAUAAUGUGAUUAUUGAUUGUGGUAUACUGUAUUAUUAUAUAUUAAAAAAAAAUAUGUAUUUGUGUCUCAGAAUAUA